UGCUCGGCUAGUAAAGACUGAAGUUAUGACUUUAAUAUGGCUGAUAAGGGUCCGUUUUUAACUUCAUGUAUUAUUUUCUACCUGUCGGUCGGGGCCGCGAUAUUUCAAAUCCUCGAAGAGCCAAACUGGAAAUCAGCCACAGAGGAAUAUGUCCUACAGAAGGAAAUCAUUCUGAAGAACCAUGCCUGCUUAACAAAGGAAAGUCUGGAGGACAUUAUAAAGAUAGUGUCUGACGCUGCGGGCCAAGGUGUGAUCAUCACCGGGGAGAAACAGCGCAACUCCUGGGACUGGGCCAACUCCGUCAUCUUUGCUGCCACCAUCGUCACCACUAUAGGUUACGGUAAUGUUGCUCCUAAGACCAAAGGGGGCCGUGUGUUCUGCAUCCUGUACGGUCUGUGUGGGAUCCCUCUGUGUCUGGUCUGGAUCAGCACGCUGGGCUCCUUCUUUGGAGACCGGGCCAAACGUCUGUCCCAGGUUCUGAUCCGAAAAGGAGUUUCAGUGAAAAAUGUCCAGUUAACAUGCACGGCCUUGUUCCUGCUGUGGGGGCUGGUGGUGCACCUGGUGAUCCCACCUUUCGUCUUCAUGUCUAUUGAAGGAUGGAGCUACCUGGAGGGCCUCUACUUCUCCUUCAUCACACUCACAACAGUUGGCUUUGGAGAUUAUGUGGCAGGUGUGAAUCCAAACAUGGACUACCCCCGACUCUACAGGGUGUUUGCAGAGUUAUGGAUCUACAUGGGCCUGGCCUGGCUGUCCCUGUUCUUCAGCUGGAACGUCCACAUGGUCGUGGAAGCUCACAAGGUUUUUAAGAAAAGAAGACACAGGCACAGACAGUUCUACAACGAGGAACCCGAGCCUGUUGAGGAGAAGCCAAAACCGGACAUAAAGCCGUCUGUUAUCGACAUCUUCAAGUUCCUAUCGGACAAGGAGGAAGACUACAGCACCGUCAUCAUGGAGAUCGGAACCACGAGGGAAACUGCAAUAAAGUCUGCAGAGAAUAUAAAUCGCUCCAAGAGCUGCAGCGACAUCCUGGCCACCAACAUCCAGACGCUGGACCGAUCUCCUAAACACAGACGCAUGCUGAGCAUCAGUGAAGUGUUCAUCAAUGCAAAACCUGCUGAGGACAAACAGCAGCACAAGGUGCGUCCUCUAGUCGAAGAGAGCAACGGAGUCUCUGUGUCUGCAGAAUGUGUGAGGACGGAUCCUGAGAACAAGGACAGCUGUGUGUUUGCUCCAGAGGCUGGAGGGAUCAUCAUCUCCGUUCCUCCUGGAGACGCUGCAGAAGAGGAGAGCGUGCCGUGUCCUGGUGGAGGAGGAGGUGGAGGAGGGUCAAGGUUUAAAAUAUCCAAAGUAGUCGAGGAAGAUUUGUUAACGGAUAAAGAUGAAAAAGGAUAAAAGAUCUUUCUUAUCAAAGAAUUGUGUAAAUAAUAAAGCUGUGUUGUGUGAAGGAGUUUUAUGUGAAAAUAUUAGAAAUACUGUUUCUAUCAGGUAACAAACUGCAUUUAGUGAAACUGA
This is a messenger RNA of Centropristis striata (black sea bass), 1512 nucleotides long. RefSeq names its product potassium channel subfamily K member 5-like. Gene Ontology annotation, molecular function: potassium ion leak channel activity. The record is from RefSeq and is a predicted model, not a curated record. Bases 37 to 1392 code for a protein of 451 amino acids. Gene Ontology annotation, biological process: stabilization of membrane potential; potassium ion transmembrane transport. Gene Ontology annotation, cellular component: membrane. The transcript is spliced from 5 exons. Lineage: Eukaryota; Metazoa; Chordata; Actinopteri; Perciformes; Serranidae.